Molecule: messenger RNA, 825 nt
Organism: Talaromyces marneffei
Lineage: Eukaryota; Fungi; Ascomycota; Eurotiomycetes; Eurotiales; Trichocomaceae
Exons: 1
Coding region: 1-825 (274 amino acids)
Cellular component (GO): cytoplasm
Molecular function (GO): oxidoreductase activity, acting on the CH-OH group of donors, NAD or NADP as acceptor
Source: RefSeq, a predicted model, not a curated record
AUGUCACAGCCAGUCGCACUCAUAACGGGCGCCGCCUCUGGCAUGGGCCUGGCUUUGACGGAGCACCUAGUAGCCAAAGGCUGGCGGGUUGUGAUGGCCGACGUGAAUGAGGAAUCCGGCACCAAAGUCUCGAAGAAAUUUGGAGACAAGGUUCUCUUUCAAGCCAUAGAUGUCCGUUCAUAUCCGCAACAAGCACGUCUAUUCAAGGCCGCCUUUGAAUGGGGAGGCAGCCGACUAGAUUACUUUGCUGCAAAUGCCGGUAUUGCCGACACUCAGUUUUUGUACAGCAAAACCGAACAGCUGGAUGAGAAUGGACUGCUGGAGCCCCUCCGACUUGACUCCUUAGACGUGAGUCUUACUGCCGUCAUCCAAGGCAUUUGGCUUUACAAGCACUAUGUCCGUCAGAACAAGGUUCCUGGCGGAAAAGUUGUUGUCACCUCAUCCUCAGCCGGGUUAUAUCCAAUGAAAUCAAAUCCCAUAUACACAGCUGCCAAGCAUGCACUUGUCGGGCUGGUCAGGGCUUUGGGGCCUGUUUUUGCAAAGGAGAACAUUCAAGUUAAUGCUAUAUGUCCGGCAUUUGUACCGACUGCGCUUUGCCCGCCACAUGUGCUAGACAAAUUUCCAAAGGAACAUAUCACGCCCAUGACGACCGUAAUCAAAGCUCACGAUACAUUUAUCAAGGAUGGGUCGCUUUAUGGACAAACAGUUGAGUUGAGCCUGGAUCAGUUGUACUUUCGCACGCAGCCUGAAUUUCCGAAUGAGAGCCAGCGCUGGUUGGCGGAGGACUCGCUCGGUUUCUGGGAGGAGGCAUAUAAAGACUCUUAA